Messenger RNA from Cyphomyrmex costatus, 674 nucleotides. RefSeq names its product Regulator of cullins 2. Gene Ontology annotation, molecular function: zinc ion binding. The transcript has 2 exons. The record is from RefSeq and is a predicted model, not a curated record. NCBI's taxonomy places the organism in Eukaryota, Metazoa, Arthropoda, Insecta, Hymenoptera, Formicidae. The coding region runs from base 171 to 506 and encodes 111 amino acids.
CCGGCACGGUGCAAGCGACGCAAUUGGGCGCGACGGCGAUGAUCAUGCCGGCGACUGUCACUGUCACUGUAGACUGUACGUGUGAUGUUUGCAGUUGCGGACUACUGACUUAUGAUUGCAUCGCGUUUUCUCGUUGUGUCGUGUUUCACCAGCGUUUCUAACCUCGAAUCAUGGGCGACGCUGAACAAGACCCGGGUGACCGAAUCGACGGCGACAAUCAGAAGAAUGAUAAGAUGUUUACUCUGAAGAAAUGGAAUGCCGUAGCAAUGUGGAGCUGGGACGUCGAAUGUGACACUUGUGCCAUAUGCAGAGUUCAGGUUAUGGAUGCCUGUCUACGGUGCCAGGCAGAAAGUAAGAAGGAGGUUUACGGCCGGCAAGACUGCGUGGUCGUUUGGGGCGAGUGCAACCACUCAUUUCAUUACUGCUGUAUGUCGCUUUGGGUUAAACAAAACAAUCGUUGCCCAUUGUGUCAGCAAGAAUGGUCUAUCCAACGAAUGGGAAAGUAAUCCUUGCGUAUGCUAGUAACUAAUUUCAUCGCAGCUUCUAAUUUUCUUACGAUUAUUAUAAUUAAUCAGAAUAGAUCAUGGAAAAAAGCUGUUACUCGUUGUAACGCAUCUUAAUGAAUCUUGAAUUUAUUUUUGUUUUUGAAAAUUUUUUUACAGUGAUAAUCAGAA